AUGAACUCUUACUUUGGCUGGGGAGAGCCCUCCGGCUCGGACGUGCCGGCUGCUUACCAAUCGGCGGCUGCGCAUAGAAACUAUUAUCCGGGACUCCCCUACUACCCUACGGGAUCCACCCCACAACAGGCUGCGGCGACCAGUCAUGCUUAUCACAAUCCCCCAUCUGUACCAGAAAUUUCCGACAGCGACAGCGACCAAAAGUAUGGCUCUCCGUCGGAUCCCAAUCGGUCGAGUGCUGGGAGCACGGGCAUGAAUCUGAGCUCGCGGAGCGAUGCUCGCGACGAUCGUCUCCCACCAACCCCGCAGCGGGAAAACAACAACACCGAUUUGGUUCAACAAUAUAGCAAUUGCAGUCCCGGCCAGCAGGCCGCUCUAGAAUCUAAGAAAUUCUCUUCGAACCCCUCGACCGAAAAACCUCCGCUCAUGGGCACCAAGAGCGAGUUGGAAGCCGAGCCUAGGGGUCCCCCAGGCAUCCCAGGAGCCGACCUACGAAGAUUUCCCCCACAAACUUUAGAUCCUAGAGCGCUUGAAGGUUCGCAUCUGGGUUACCCCAUGGGGGACCCCUUGAGAGGUUACGCCAAUCCGCCUCAACCACCCAUAAGCUACUACCCUUGGAUGAAAGGCUACGCACCCAAUACUGCCGAUGGCCAGGGCGGAUGUCCGACGAGUGCCCCGAAGAGGACCCGACAGACAUACACCCGAUACCAGACGCUAGAGCUCGAGAAGGAGUUCCAUUUCAACAGAUAUCUCACACGGCGGCGAAGGAUUGAAAUCGCGCACGCUUUGUGUCUGUCUGAGAGACAAAUCAAAAUAUGGUUCCAGAAUCGUCGCAUGAAAGCGAAAAAAGAAAGUAAACUGCAAAACGGUCUCAUCCCCUCCAUGGGUCUCAAUAAGUGUCCCCCGUCUGAGGUUACAGCGAUUCUUGCGGAUGGGAAGCCCGUCACGGCGUUGGAAGCUCAUCACACACUCAACGGAGGACCCUACAGCUGA
Molecule: messenger RNA, 993 nt
Organism: Galendromus occidentalis (western predatory mite)
Lineage: Eukaryota; Metazoa; Arthropoda; Arachnida; Mesostigmata; Phytoseiidae
Product: homeobox protein Hox-C5-like
Exons: 4
Coding region: 1-993 (330 amino acids)
Biological process (GO): negative regulation of transcription by RNA polymerase II; anterior/posterior pattern specification
Cellular component (GO): nucleus
Molecular function (GO): RNA polymerase II cis-regulatory region sequence-specific DNA binding; DNA-binding transcription factor activity, RNA polymerase II-specific
Source: RefSeq, a predicted model, not a curated record